Molecule: messenger RNA, 17240 nt
Organism: Porites lobata
Lineage: Eukaryota; Metazoa; Cnidaria; Anthozoa; Scleractinia; Poritidae
Source: the annotation of a GenBank genome assembly
AUGGGCCAUCAGGUGAACAAAACAGUGUUGCGCUUGGUCGAAAAGGAACGAAAAGUUAUCCUUUCUAACCAACCAGACAAAAACUCGGUAUCGAAAGGCGAACAAUGGUUUGAUCUCAUGACCUUAUAUCUUAACGAUAUUUUUAAAGUACAAAAAAAUGCGGGGGAUUCUUUAACUAAGCGCCUGGAGAUCGUAGAAAAAAACAACACAGCACAUCUAACCCAAAGACUGGCAUAUCUGGUGUUUGCUAUUCUUUUAGUGCCUCUUAUUGUCUUCUCAGUUUACCGAAUGACAGGAACUAUUCAAAACUACACCUUUCAGCUUGCCCAGACGAUGUUGGAGUUGAAAGAGGAGAAGCAAAGAGCGGACACUCUUCUUUACCAAUUGUUUCCGUUUCCAGUGGCUGAAAAACUCAAGAACAAACAGCAAAUUCCAGCCGAGUUCUUUAACAGCGUGACAAUAUUUUUCAGCGACAUUGUAAACUUUACAGAGAUGUGUUCUGGUAUGGCACCUCUGCAGGUCUGAAGUAUUUUUACUAUUUUUGUUAAGCUGCAAACUUUUAUUAUCAGUUCAGUUAACAGUUUAUUUGAGGGAGAGAAACAGAGAAGCAGAAAUACCUUAGUCUUUUUUACUAUCAGUAAAACAUGGUAAUUACAAGUACCCUUUCGAAUCCUAAAACUGGCGAGAAAUUGGCAAAUCUUUUGAAGGAAUUCGUGGAAUAAUCCCGUUCAUAAAUAAUGUUAAGCUCAGGCAGAACAUUAUUUAGAUAGUACCUGGAUACACAGACAAUUUUUUUAUCAUAAUAGUAAUCACGAUCACGAUCACGAUCCGGAAAUCACAAUCACAAUUACAGUCACGGUCACGGUCACGGUCACGGUCACAAACACAGUCGCAGUCAAAGUCACAAUCCCAAUCACAAUCAUAAUCACGGUCACGGUCACAGACACAAUCACGAUCACAAUUAUAAUCACAGUUGCAAUCACAGAAACAGUCACAGUCACAGUUACGGUCACGGUCAUGGUCACGGUCACAAACACAGUCGCAGUCAAAGUCACAAUCCCAAUCACAAUCAUAAUCACCGUCACGGUCACAGACACAAUCACGAUCACAAUUAUAAUCACAGUUGCAAUCACAGAAACAGUCACAGUUACGGUCACGGUCACGGUCACAGUCACAAUCACGAUCACAAUUAUAAUCACGGUCACGGUCACGGUCACAGACACAAUAACGAUCACAAUUAUAGAGCGGUUUUCACUUGACUGUCGAAAGGGAUUGGUUUUGGUUUUGGUUUUACUACGCCCUUUGGUUAGCUAGUGUAUUUACUUUGGUUUUGGUUUUACGACAGUCAAGUGAAAACCGCUCUAAUCACAGUUACAAUCACAGAAACAGUCACAGUCACAGUCAUGGUCACCGUCAUGAUCACAGUCACAAUCACGAUCACAAUUACAAUAACAAUAACAAUCAUAAACAUAAUCAUAAUUCUCACACUGAUACCAAAUUCAUCUCAAUCUUGCCACAACAACUGGACCACACUACGCUGUAUUUUACUUUUUCAAGGUUACAACCAUGCUGGAUGAGGUGUACGGAUUAUUUGACGACCGCAUAAACUUUUACGACGUGUACAAAGUAGAGACAAUUGGGGACGCCUACAUGGUGGUGUCAGGGCUUCCACAACGGAACGGAAUGCGUCACGUUGACCAGAUUGCCCGGAUGGCGUUGGACUUCGUAAAAGCAGUGGAUGAACUAAAUUCACCGCAGCUCCCUACUAAACGACUGUCGGUCCGAAUUGGCAUACACACGGGUAGGUCUAGGCUAACAGUGCUGGGACCUUGGGGAUCGGGGGCAACUCCCCACUCCCACCCACUUUUUAUACUUUUGUAAUAAAGGGAUACAGGAUUAGGUACAUUUUUGGCUAGUCACAAGACCUAAAUUAUAUAGGGUGCAUCCCCGAGAGGCACCCUAGCUAAUUCACACCUACUCGUCCAUUCACGAGCGUUUAAAUUGUUGUAGGAGACGCUUUAAAAAGUAGGAGUAAAAAAAACAUGAAAAUGUAUGCAUAGAAAGUUAGCUGAUUUCAAAUAAAAGGGGACAUUUCUGGCUUUAUUUAGGCCAAUUGCUGAAACGGUAUUGUAACUGCUUUCUUUUUAACAACAAAAUUAUAGCACUUAGGAUUCUUACCGAUCGUUACUUUUAUCAGUUUGAGAUGCCAUGUGUAACGGGGAUAAACGUCAUUCUUCUGCGGAAUCAGAGGUAUCGUCAGAUAUCAGAUAACCUGUUGUUAUUUAUCGUUUUAUCAGGACCAUGCGUGGCUGGUGUGGUUGGAAACAAAAUGCCUCGUUACUGCCUGUUUGGAGACACAGUGAACACUGCAUCAAGAAUGCAAACUUCUGGCGAACGUAAGGAGCUUAUUCACCAACUGAAUUUGUUAUUUACCGGCUAGUAUAAAAAUGGAUGAAUCUUAAAAUCUACCUUAAAUUCUCUAAUCCCAUUUAAUUUUCAUUCUUUUUUUUACAUUUGCAUUAUUUCUAAAAAUGUAACAGUAAUUUACAAUUCAAGAUGGCGGGAUUUUAAUGGCAGUUUUUAUGUCAUCCAUCAACUGCACCAGUUUUCAUUAGUCCAAUGAACAUGCAGUUCUUACAGCGAAUCAGGAGCCAUUAUGGCUCUUGACCGAAUGUAUUAUUAUAAUAUGUUAUGUGUAUGCAUAUGUGUUUUUUUAGCUCAGAAAAUUCACAUUUCGGAAAAUGCCAAGGAAGCUAUAGAGGAAAUUGGAAGUUACCACAUCGUUUUCAGGGGUAGCAUGGAAGUAAAGGUAAAUUGACAUUAUUAGAACUUUUAUUUGCUCAAAUGCAGAUCAAAAAAACCUCCUCGGUCGCCUUUUUAUCGACUAGACGAAGAAGUGAAUCCGCACUCGCAGUGGGAGGGCUCACUUUGAGCCUCCUUUUGAGUUUACAAUAUAUUGAAAUACUUAAAACACUUACAAUUACGAUUAAAAUUUACAAGCAAUUACGAUUAAAAUUUACGAGCUCUCCAAGAUGGUACAGAUAUUAUGGGAUAUGACGCUGCUGAGGACGUCAUUUACAAUGGCCGCUAUCUUGGCAGCUAUCUUGGCCGCCAUCUCAUUGGCUACCGCUUCGAUUUAAUUAAAGAUGAAGUUUCAUGAAAACAUUUAAAAACUGAGCCUUUUCCUUGGCUGAGGUCUGCUGUGACUGAAAACUAUAUUGCUUAGCUGUUUUAUAGUUUUUCUCUACAAAAAUUAAUUGUCUCUUGCAAUGACUUGACCUUCUGCCACUGUUGACCUCAUAUCUUGUAACCAUAUAACCCGACUGUAGCUAAAGGUUACCAAAAUGAGUCUGAGAAAUAAAUAAACAGCUUUUGAAGAAAAGAGCUUGAGACUUAAAGCAAUUUGGAACAAAACUGCAAAAAACCUGUAGGGUGGCAGCCAUCACCACAGCUCCUUGACGUCAAAGAUUCAAAUGUAUUUAGCAGUAACACAAUGAAUAAUGUGUGCACUUUGUUUUUUAUACUCAGGGCAAAGGUCCAAUGUCCACAUACUGGCUGACAGGAUUACUGGAAAAUGCUCCGUGCUUUACUCUGCACACGCCGGAAGAAAUGAUGGCUUAUGUGCAGCUGUGAAACUUUUCAGCUAAAAUUUAGUACUUUACAGCCAAAAACUGUGACACGUAUCAGCUCAAAUGUAACAGUUGAAAUCUAAAAUUGAUUUUUUUUUACAUAUAUUGAUGAACUGAAGAUGUACAGAUUGCUUUGGGUCCAGUAUUCUAAGAUAAAACGAUCCUUCUGCACUUAAUGUAAGCAAUCGCAAAAUAUCAUGAUUCCAACAGCAAUGGAGAAAGCUUUCCAAUUGCACUUACCAUAAUUUACCGUAACAGCGGUGUGGUAAAUUUUAUUCUUAUUAUAUUAUAUUAUAUUAUGGUAUGUUAUAUUAUAUUAAAUAUUUUAUAUUAUGGUAUGUUAUAUUACAUUACAUUACAUUGCAUUACACUACAUUAUAUUAUAUUAUAUUAUGUUAUAUUAUAUUAUAUUAUAUUAUGGUAUGUUGUAUUAUAUUAUAUUAUGUUACAUUACAUUACAUUAUAUUAUAUUUAACAAUUAUUCUUUGAAAUCGAGGUGAAUAGUGGUAAAAUAUUUACCGAGCCGUGAAAGCGGCGAGGUAAAUAUUCCCAAAGCCACUAUUCACCGAGAUUGAAGAGCUGAGAAUAAUUGUUUUAGUAUAUACACACGACGUGAGCUCAACAAAAUCAGAGUUGAAACCAUUAAAAAGUACGAUUUGAUUGACAGAUCAAAUCACGCGUAAGUUUAAAAAUAGAUCUUUGCAGAAUUUUCAAACAUGGCAAUUCACAAGUUUAUCAGUUCGCAAACAACAGCGUAAUAGCCGGGGUAAUGGCUUAAAUGAAACCGCUAAAAGCUUGAGCUGUUUCCUUACCUGAGAAGAAAAGUAGAGCUUUGUUGUUUUCUGUUGACUCGCCAAGUUUAUAGCCAAAAGGGUUUGUUGUGUUGUUCUUCGCAUGAAGUGCUAACAAAAAUGGCGGCUCGGUUGCUCGUGGUAAGACGUCGUCUUCCUGUAUCACUCUUUUUCCUGUUUACUUGAAACGUAGGAUUUCUGCAAACAUUUCCUUUUAAAUUUGUUUGUCAUAAAUAAAAUUCGAUUUUUGAGCCAAGACUUUCUUGUUAGAAAACGCUGAGUUCACGAAACGGCUUCUUCUACGCGAAUACACGGGAGUUGUAAACAAUCCAUCGAGCACAAAACUCAGCUACAGUAAAUUGAAAACGCUGUAUUGAAUCCUUCCAAGUCUUUUCUUGCCUUAAAAAAAGUCAGUCCUAGGAUUUUGUCGACUUUUAAAAGAUCGUUCUCUAAAAAAAUGGGAAAAACACCGAGCUCACACAUUAUCCACCCGCUAGGAGGUGAAUAUUGUUGAAUAGCCAGAGGUAGCGAACCAAUCAGAUUGCUUAAAUCACCAAGAUCACUGAGUGUGUAUAUACUAAUAUAUUAUAUUAUAUUAUGGUAUGUUAUAUUAUAUUAUAUUAUGUUAUAUUACAUUACAUUACAUUAUAUUAUAUCAUGGUAUGUUAUAUUAUAUUAUUUUAUGUUAUGUUAUGUUAUGUUAUAUUAUAUUUCAUUUAGUUAUUUAUUAUCUUUUAGAGAAUAGACACACGCAUCUCAAACAGUACAAAAAGAUUUAACAUUAAAUGGUCACAUGCAACUUACACUUAGUCUAGAUUUACCGAGUACAAGUACAUUAAAAAUAGAAUACAUGAAAGAGAUUUUGCUGUAAGUAAAAGCGAAAGUUUCAGCUAUGUGUUGUAGUAAACCUACUUGUCUUGUAAUAUAUGAGAGCUAUAAGCAAUAAAAGAAGAAUUCAUUGAAGCGGUUACUGUGUCUGAAGUAUCUUGUGCCAGAUCUAUCAUUAAAUCCUUCUUCAGUUCCAGUAGUCUAAAAUGCCAUCCGUCUUUUCGCCCCACCCCCCGUUCAGACUACCUUUCCUUCGAUCCUGUGGUGACAGUGAUUUUUUUUCUCAACCCUUUAAGCCCCAAUGGUGACCAACAUCAAUUUUCUCCCAAUAAUAUUCAUACCUUCUCACGAGAUAAGGUUAUGAGAAUUAAUGAAAUAAUCACUAAAGAGAAAAUGCUUUGAUCUAUUUUUUCAAAUUCUCUCAACUACUUUUUUAAAGAAAUGUAUAGAGAUCAGUUUGGAGAAUUCGUAUGUUUAUAUUGGGGCUUAAAGGGAUAAUUAUUUAGUUGCUUUUGACAUGAUAAAUGAAAGGAAGGCUGGACAUUUUUAUAUUUACAACAAGACUCACUCACAGUAGCAAUGCAAAUUUAAUUGGAACAAGGAAAAGUUUUUACAUAAAAAAAGUUCAACUCCCACAGGGCAAGUAGAUGCUUCAACUGUGUACUUUAGUGCACCAUACUUUGUUGUCAGUUCAAGUUGUUUUUGUUUUGUGUUUGAAACAAAAUGCAUCAACCAAUCACAACAGAAUUGUGAUUCUUUGGGGAGGUGUUUUUUGAAACACUCGCAACAUUUUUGCGGGAUUUGUUUUACCAAGUACCACAAUUUCCACAUUUUCUGGUCCACGAAUUUUUUUAGGAUGGAUUUAUUUGCAUCAUACAACUCGGUAGUGUCGUCUGUAAGAUUUAUUAAAUUAUUAUUAUUAACUUAAAAGCAAUAGCAAAUUUUUAAAGAGCAAAUGCGACAGCUAUUGGGCUUUGCUGCAAAUAAAUCUGCUAUUAAGCUCGCUAAAACAUUGUUGUUGGUGUUUUUAACAUUCAGUACUUUCCACAGUUGACUUCAAUUCUUAACAUUGGAAACCUAUUUAUAGUUAAAAGCUUGUAUUUUCUAUAGGUCUUCUCACUUUUUUAUAGUCUUCCAUUCAGCAAGAGUCCUUUCAAAAAUUUUAAGAACUUUUAAAAUCACCAAAUUUCUGAAUGAUUUCUUAAAAUUACCUUUUUAAGAGGACUUUAUGUCGCUUCGACGACCUAAAAUUGUCACUUCAGAAACAACUAUGACUCUGACAACUGAAAACGAUAUCUGCAAUUACUACAUUUAAAUUCAGGCAUCGUAGAUUAUCGCUUUUAAGUUUUGAAAGGAAAUGAGACCUUUGAGUUGCUUUCAAUUAUCUUAUUUUUAAAUGUUUUGAGCUAAUAGUUUUUAAAUAUUCUGGACUAGCUGUUUAGAAUCAGAGCCGCUAGUGAACAUUAAAGCCUUUAUAUUUUUCAAAUGAACGACCUUUUUGUUGCAAGGUGCAAUUAUAUAUUAAUUUGUUUUGUUUCGUUUUUGUUUGUGAGGGAUUUCGUCCGAAUCCAGUUUUGUAAGGUGCCCCUAUAUUUACUUCUAAUUCAGGGACAAAACUUAAAAAUUUUACACUUUGCUGAAGGAGAACGCGAAAAUUUCUCAAGAUUUAUUUAAUAUAUCCAAAAGAAGAAGUGACGACUCGCUCCUGAUAAAAGGUUUUAAAUUCAGAAAAGUGUACUCAUUACUUAGCUUCAAGAAAAGUGACCCAGUUGCUUUCUGAACAGAGCCAACCAAUUUAGGGCAAUUUGCAUAAUUUUAAUUGAAGUUUUAUACUCACGGUUUGUUCAUAGCAAAAAUAGGGCACAGCCAACAAUUUCGGGUCCUUUUUGUGUGCUGACUGUCAAAUUAUUUCCUCAAAGUAAUUCUAGUUCACCGCAUGCAUGGUUAAUUUGAGAAGAUCAUCGGCAAUCAGCACGUCAUCAAAAGCAGGUGUUAAGGAAAUACAUGAAAAACAUGCCUUUGUGCGACACUGCUUCAUUUUUCGAAGAAAACCAAGAAUCGUUUAUGACUAACUUGCAGAAAAAUACCUAUGUAGAAAGGUGAGUUUCAGUGUAUUUCCUUUCAAUUCCUAAAAACCUUUUUUUUUUUUCAUCUUACAUAUUUUCCAAGCUAAGGUAGUUAACAUUGGUAUUAAUCCUAAAAACGCUAAACCUGCAGAUGCUCAGCGCUUGCAUGCAUGCCUUGCUGCGCUCAACAUUUAGUUUUUACAAAAACAAGUCACUGUCUUGAUACUGACUCAGGAAAUUCGUGUUGUUUAGUUAAAAUUAUGGUCUUUUUUAAUUAAUAAGGUUCAAGAUAAAGUAAAAUAUAUUAAAAAAUAUUUUGUGGUCGUUCAAUGUUGUUUUCAAAAACAGCCGCCAAAAAUAAUAAUUCAGAUCAGCAUUCCUCUAACUUCUAUCUUAUUCUUAGAUAAGUAAUUGAAACAGCGGAAUAUAGACAUCGUCAGGAACCGAUUAGUAGUUUGUUACUUUUGGAAGAGCAAUACGCUGGAAAGUUUUUCUCCUAGAGAAAAUCGCCAAGAAUAAUACCUUAUGAUGUCAUAUCUCGCAAUCAAAGCAACCUUUUGUGAUCACAGUUUUCCAGAAAGUGUCUGAGACAUAAAUGAAGAGUGAUUGAAUGGAACAAAUUAUUUUCAAGGGUGCAGUUUUUUUAAAUUAAAAAAAUCGAGGAAAACGUUUUUAGUUAAUGGAGGUGUAAUUAAUCAUCCCGCCAUCUUGUACUUAAGAGGCUUAAACGCAUCAUCACGCAGAGGUAAUUUUGAUGUAUGAAGUACAUCAGGCCAAAUUCGCUUGUUCCCAUGGCAAUCAUGACAUCCUGUAUCGUUAUCAUAGCAUCAAAAUAACACUAAAUGUUUCAAAAUGUGACCGAGAAAAAAAGGGUCAACUUGAUAUCGAAAAGUAGAGCUAACUGAUUGAAAUCAUUUUUGAAAAUCGACUAACAUGGACAUUGCACGCACAACUGUUAAGAAAUAAGUAUAUAACUUGCACGUUCAUUGCUCACGAACAAUGUCAGGAGAUUGCUUAUCGCUUACUCUGUAUUUUUUCGAUAAAAGAGAAAUAAAAAAUAGAAUUAAAAUAGCGCUCACUUUUGAUCCCUCUUAUAUACAUUCACACUUCUUGUUUUGUUAGUUGUUUGGUAGCAUUUAGUUCCAAAUGGCUUAAUCUUGAAUGCAUGACGUCAUAUCCUGUCUCCAUAGCAAUCAAUCGGAACCACAUUUUUUUCAAAAUGUGACUGAGGGAAAAUAGAAUCGAAGGGAAACCUUGCAUGCGCAAAGAUUUAGAAAAAGUAGUGCGUGCACUGUUUAUUUGUCAGAAUCAGGGCAAGGAGAUUUGUUCACAGAACCCACUUCCAUUAAGGCAGGUAUUAACGCAUUCAAACUCCUAGUUUUGUCAGCGGUUUGGUAGCAUAUAACGUGUGAGUUUUAAGGGCACGGCCUUUUCGGCAUUUUUAUCAGCUGGUAUAUUUCCGACUUCUUCCAAUAACGAACGCACGGAAGCAAUUUGGAUCGGUUGGCUUCAUUCACGUCCAUAAAAAGCCUCAACAAACAGAUCUACAGAGGUUUAUGAAGGUAUCUAGCGAUAAAUCACAUGAAAGACUUUCUUAGUGAAAACAGAGAAAAAGGCUAAUUUUGGAAAGGAUAUAAAUUCCAAGUGCUAGGAGUGAAUGAACUCCUCUUUAAAAUUUCGCCUAAAUCAAAUUAUUGACUAAAAGCUAGACGAUCUUAAAACGUCAAUUAAAUUUGAUCGCCACAGUGGGGAGAUUGACAGCCUGUGAUCGUCGUUUGCAGUUUGUACAAGUCGUCGUUUAAGGUACGAAUGAAAUUCAGGUUCAGGCGGAUUUUUAGGAAAUUAACAAGCAUUACAGCUUGCACAGGAAAAUUUGUACACGAUGCGUCCACGAAGCCCCUCAGAAAAAGGUUCUUUCACGUUGAAGAAGUUCUUAAUUAAACAACUCUUGAUGUGAAUGGGUUUAUGAAAUGGGUUUAUGAAUCGGUUGAUGAAAUUAUGCAACCUUUGUUGUUCGCAAGCUCAUCAAACGAUUCUGUAAACCCACUGACAUCAAGUUUGCUUACCCUACUUUUAAAAUUAAGAACUUAUUCAACGUGAAAGAUCCAUUUCCUGAUAGGCUUAGUGCCCGCAUUGUGUACAAAUUUUCCUGUGCAAGCUGUAAUGCUUGUUACGUUGGUGAAACACGCCGACACUUUUCCACGCGCGUGCACGAGCACGUGCCUUGUCAUCGGACAGAUCCUCUCACGUUUAUAAGCAUUUACAGGCUUUAAAGUCUAGUCGUAACUCCUGUAACUUAGACUGCUUUAAGAUCUUGGACUCUGCCCCUACCAGGUAUCAAGUUAAGCUUAAAGGUCGGUGCACACUAGGCGGCAAGUCGCAGCAACAUGUCGCGAAGACACGUCGUAGCGACAAAAUCACUGCGUGUGCACAGGAGAAUUUUUGUGAAAAUCUUUGUCUCUGCAACAGAAUUUUGUCGCAGUAAGAUGUUGCAAAAAUUCAAAUCAAACAGAAUUUGUGCAAAUUGUUGCGGCCACAAAAUUCUGUUGCAGAGACAAAUAUUUUCACAAAAAUUCUCCAGUACACACGAAGCGAUUUGUCGCUGCGAUGUGUCGUCGCGACAUGUUUGUGCAACUAGUCGCCGGAGCUGUACACACGGAGUGAUCUGUCGCCACGACUUGUUGCUGCAACUUGUUGCCUAGUGUGUACUGACCUUAAGGAGUCUAUGUACGGUGAUUGUUAGGUGGGAAACACAUCAAUCUGACGCUUUCUCUAUAGAUGCUUGAACGCGCGUCUAUUAAUUCCGUCAACUUUAAAAUUCAUGUAGCAGUUUGUUUUCCAACGUUACGUAACGUAUAAAUUGUAACAGGCGCGUUUUAUCGCUGAAAACUUUCAUAACCGUCACGCUGACGAUGACCGUCAAAACAUAUUUGUUAACAUUAAAAAUAUGGCAUUAUUUUUGUUUUCAUUUUAAUGACCUAGUGAGCAGCACAGGGCAUUUUAUAGGAUACAAAAAUAAUUCAACGAUAAAAAAAGAAUUAUUUUUCAGGGAUAUCAUGCGGAAGAUGAAAGUAAGGCUUUGUGGAAAACAUGUCGAAAUAAAAGCAAAAUAAAACAAAAAAUAUGCGGAAAUUGAAGAGGCAGCUAUCCUCACAUGUCAUACAUUUGGUGAAAAAAUUGAAGUCGCUAUUUUUUUAACCUGUCCUUGUUUGAAAGUUACAGUUCAAAAGCGAUAUGGUUUUGCUGAAAGAAAGAAAGGAUGAAACGUAAAAUAAAGCUUUAAACCAAAAUUAUGUAGAUUAAAGAUAAGCGCCCUAAAGAGCGGGACGGACAGCUGGUGUGAUUAUAGCGGAUCACUAAAAUGACCCGUUUUUACGUUUCAAAUAGGAGCUGAUAUGCGGAAAUUCAAACGACUAUUGAAAAUUACCGAAUAGAUCGUUGUCACUGUCACGCAACAAAAAACCGUCCAGUGGAAGAAGCCCAGAUAAGGAGGUGUUUUUAAAGACUAAUAUAUAAACAAUUUGUCCAAGUCUCAGGUCCUUGUGGCCGAUAUUUUCUGAGUUAUUUUCCGAAACGUUUCACGCACCUUUGUGGAGCUUUGUAUGGAGACGCCAUAUUGGUGUACCCAGUUUUGGUCCACCUAUAUAUAUGGCAGCCGGAAAUUAACAAAAACGUCUGGAGUUCACAUUUUGUUUUCCAUAAAAACUCUGUCUUUUCACUCGAGAACUAGCAUACUUGCGCAUAAACAUAUCUUCUAACACUUGAAAUGGUUGUACUGCUGAAAAUCAAGAAGAGAGACUUUUUUUCAACGAGUCAGCAUUCCUAUUUUGGUGUCACGCACUGUAAAAACCCGGAAGUUCAAACUGCUGUAUUUUCGAAAUGAAACAUGUUACGGGAAUGGAAACUUAUACAAAGAUAUAUUUUUUGUUAAUUUCAACCUAGUGUAAAUAAGAAUUCGUAAAACCUCGCUAUUUUGACUUUACAAUUUGAUGACAUCACUGUGAAAACCAUCUAUACCGACAAAGUUGUCUUUCGUUUAAGGCAACGUAUCACUUUCAAAUAAAUUGCAAAUAUCAAAAAACCCAUACAUACACUAAUGGACUGGUUUUCUAAACAUUUCAUCCAUUAAGGAAAAAAAAAUCGAAUUCUCGAAUGUUUUAAACAAUUUUUGACAGAAAGCGUUCUUUACACCACUUUUAAAGCUACAAUUGAAAAGCGAUUUUUGUAUUUUGUUAAAAAUGGAUUCAUUCUCAAGUUUAGUGAACUCAAAGAGUUGAAAAACCUAAAAGCAUUUUAAAACCUUGAUUUUGUAAAUCAGCCUUAAAAAGUGGGACGAAUGGCAACUGUGUAAACUACCUAUAUAUUUGAAAGAAAAAGAGGAAGAUUAUAUUAUUGACCUCAGCUGGCCAAAUUAAAUUCGAAAAUCAAAAUGUCCUGGAGUGAUGCACUUAACUAGAUAUAUGUUGUCUAGGCCAAGGAUUAAGUAAAUUAAAUGGAUUCGUUAAUUAAAAGCUCUUUAUCUUGUAACACGUAGCCAUUAACAGAAUUAUUCCUCAAUCAAAAAAAACUUACUUUUUUUACAAAACAAGUAAAAAGAAAUCUAUGGAGGAAGAUACAAGGAGAAAGACUUUAAAGUUAUUACGCUUGUGCUGGCGAUACGACGUCACAACAGCCGCUGGCCGACGUGUGCAGUCGUUAAAGAUCAUCGGCGUUGCUAUGAUAGCAAUAACCGGUCUACUUAUCUUCGUGGUCGACGAUGUCAAGGAAGCGAAAGAAAACAUCAAAAAAGCCGAAAUUCUGGAGACAAAUCUCAAAUCAAGCUUGCAGGUGGCUUCUUUAAUUCACCGUCUUCAAAUCGAGCGUGGACUGACAGUGCUCUGCUUGGGAUCGAAAAGUGCAGAGGACAAGGAUAGAGUGUUCAAAACAUUGAGCGACGCUCGCAAUAAAACAGAUGAAGCUCUAGAUAAAACAGAUUGGCCAUUUGAUGAUACAGCUGAAAGAGAAUUUUUACACGGGGCUGAAAAUUUCCAAAGACAUCUAAAUGAACACAGGUAUAUUGUUGGCACUUGUUUCUAAAUUUAGUAUUAACAACUUUAUUAACUUCUUUUUUAACGUUUUAUUUUAAAGUAUUUAAUUAAAAAGCUUUGAAAUGUUUACAUGAAGAAUCAAAUAGAGAACUUGUUUCCUGUCGUCGAUCUGCAUGUUGAGACGGAUGGCAAGGAUAUAGACACUGAUUGACAGUUGAAAAGUUGGGCCAGUUUUUUUCAAGUGUUAAUGCUAUGUCUGUCAUGUCUGCAAAAAAAAAAAAUAAUAAUAAUUGUUUGUGCUCCCAGAUAAAAUUGUUUGGUAUCUUCUUCAUAAAUUUACAGGAGCAUUUUCAUGUAUGGGUAAAGGUCAGUACUAAGUAACGUUUUCAGCAAAGAAUUGACCAAAAAGAGCAAUAUCCAUUCCGCCGUCAAUAAAAAAUUUAUUACAUGGCUAAAAAGAGAUCUCUUGCGGGACUAACGCGGGAAAUCCCGAGGGGAAAAGAGAUGCUCGGGUUGAGAACACUCCCGGAUAGAGUACUUAAGUGUGACGUCAUAAAAAUGAAAUUUCUGAAAUUACGGGAUUUGUCAGAAUAUUCUGAAAGAACAAUGUCCAAGAGGCCUACUUGCCAAAAAUGAGCAUUUCGGGGCUAAUUGUCUCUGAGAUCGUAGCCCAGUUAUGUUUAGAAAACUCCAUACAAACCCUUCAAAAUUUUUUUGGGUCGACUCAAAAAGGGUUUGUAUGGAGUUUUACGAGUAUAACCAGCUAACAUCUCAGAGACAAUUUGCCCCGAAAUGCUCAAUUUUGGCAAGUAGGCCUCUUGGACAUUGUUCUUUCAGAAUAUCCUGACAAAUCCCAUAAUUUCGGAAAUUUCAUUUUUAUGACGUCAUCACUUUAGUACUCUAUCCGGCCAUAAAAUAAGUUGGGUAAUAUUAAAUUCAACAUGUCUCAUUUCACUACAGGAAUCAAGUUGGCAAAUGUGAACGUGGAACUCAGUAUGGACAAAUUGAGUUUUACACUCUUCCAAUCAACUUGAUGUUGGACUGGUUUUACCUCAACGUUCGAGAAAAUUCCGGAAACAGUAUAUUUCUGGAUAUGGUUGGCUACCACAUGUUCCUUGUUGGAAAAGACAAAAUUGGGAUAGAGCGCGCCUUGGGCGGGGCUUUCUUUGCCAAGGGACAUUUCAGCAAUUCAAGCGAUCUCGUAUGGUUCGCAAAUCACAGCAUUCUUGGACGGGAGUUUUUAGAAGCAAGUGAAACUCUUAUGCCCGAGAUUAAGACAAAUAUAGGCCAUCAUGUAAACGAGACAGUGAUUCGCUUGGUCGAAAAGGAGCGAGAAGUCAUCCUUGCUAACGAACCCGACAACGCCUCGGUAUCAAAAGGUGAACAGUGGUUUCAGCUCAUGACCUUAUAUCUUAACGAUAUUUUUAAGGUUCAACAAGAUGCCGGGGAUUCCUUAACCAAGCGCCUGGAAGUGGUGAGAAUGGAGAACACAACACAUCUAACUCAAAGAUUGGCAUAUCUCGUGUUUGCCAUUCUUUUAGUACCUCUUAUGGCUUACUCAGUUUACCGAAUGACGGGAACGAUUCAAAACUACACCUUUCGGCUUGCCCAGACAAUGUUGGAGUUGAAAGAGGAGAAGCAACGAGCAGACACUCUCCUUUACCAAAUGUUUCCGCAUCCAGUGGCUGAGAAACUCAAAAACAAACAGCAAAUUCCAGCCGAGUACUUUAGCAGUGUCACCAUUUUUUUCAGCGACAUUGUCAACUUUACAGAAAUGUGCUCCGCCAUGGAACCUUUGCAGGUCAACAGAUAAGUUAACGUCCUCUUACUGAUUGCUCAAUGGGAUUCCGGAUUACUUUGUAGAAGGAAAACUUUGAGCCUAAUUUUUUUUUUUCAAAGAUGGAUUUGUUUUAGAAUUUCUAACUCGAACUAUUUGUCAAACAUAUACUGAGACGAUAAAAACAAAAUAGAAAUUACCAUUUGAUGCUUCUUGUUCGUUUAUCAAUAUUUACCCCUACAUCUCGCUCUAAGCCAUCUUAAGUAUGAUGGGAUGAUUUAUUACUUUAACUCUUCAGGCAGUGGACGAAAUCCUGUAUUUUCCCCAUUCAAAUGUGACCUCUUUGGUAGUGCGUUCACUGAAAAGAUUUCAUUUAAUUUUUGAGGUUUAGCAAACUGAGGCCAUGAUAAGGAAUUCAAAAAGUAAAACUUUGGUAUCUUUUUCUUCUCACGGAAACUUUCUUUCAGGCUGCAUUACUCAUUUAAAAAAUCAUGAUUUUAGGAUAUUCUCUUGUUUAGGUUACAGCGAUGCUGGAUAAGGUUUACGGCCUGUUUGACAACCGCAUAAACUUUUACGACGUGUACAAAGUGGAGACAAUCGGUGAUGCCUACAUGGUGGUUUCAGGGCUUCCUCAAAGGAACGGAAUGCGUCACGUGGAUCAGAUUGCCCGGAUGGCGUUGGACUUGGUAAAAGCCGUGGAUGAACUAAACCUACCGCAGUUCCCCAGACGACAACUGUCGGUCCGAAUAGGUAUACAUACUGGUAAGUCUAGUCACAGAAUUGUGUAUUCAACGAUCAUCUUUCAAAUGGCCGGGGAAUUAAGAGCUAAUUGAUGUGAGUGAGCUUGAGAGAGGGAGAGCGACAAUGAUGACUAUGACAUUAAUUAUGCACAUUUAUGCAAUUGGAUUUUGCCUUUUGCGGCAUUACACAUUCAUGAAUGAAAAGUAAAGAUGAACAACUUUAAAAACAUAGUUGAUAUCCAAAUGGCGAAGGAAACAAAUAAAAAAACCUUUCUUUCAAAUUAAAAAUCAUGUGCACAAUUAUUAGUCAAGAGAGAAUAGCUCAUUCUCUCUUGUAUGAGUUAAAUGUAAAAUAAACUCUUUUUUUUACAUAGUAAUUUAAAAAUUGUAAAGUUCAUGCAACGCUCCAAACAGCUACUUAUGCAGCUUCCAGAAUUUCAUCACACACGUUGAAUAUUAAGAUGAGAUUACUUGUUCUCUGCUUUUUUUUAGGCCCAUGCGUGGCUGGUGUGGUUGGAAACAAAAUGCCUCGUUACUGCCUGUUUGGAGACACAGUGAAUACUGCAUCAAGAAUGCAAACGUCUGGCGAACGUAAGGGACACAUUAAGUAAUUAAAUUUAUGUAUCAAAAUUCAGACAAGCUUUUCAAUUCUUAUUUUAACCGAGGAUAGUUGAGUGAUGACUAAGUAUAUUAUGUCGCGCGAAUCAAAUCAGUUUAUAAGAAUUCGUAAAAUUUUACAUUAUUAGAGAGAUUAUGAGUCACGUUCACGGCAAACGGCAAACGUAAAUUUGUACCGCGUGACCAAAUUUCUUCUCAACUUGUGCUUUACUGUUCAUUACUUCUACCCCAAAAUAAGUAGCUUCACGUUAGUUUGGUCUGUAACAAUUGUUUUGGACUGCAUGCUUUUAGCUGCACGUUUUCUAUUUUGAGAGAUUCCCAAUUUUUAUUGUGACGUUUUGCCAUUUGCAGUAAACGUCACUCUAAAUCUCUCUAAUAUGUCAUCAACCAUUCCAAUUUAGAGGCUACGGCAAGUCGCGGCAAUAUAUAAUUAAGGUAAAACUAUUCAUUUCCUCUGCAAUCUGAAUCUAUUGUUUAUCCAAUCAUCAAACGUUAGGAACGUUUAUUAUCUGUACUAUUAUGGGAUAAAAGGACUGAGAAAAUCAGAAAAUUAAAUAAUACCUUUUCGUUUUUUGUUCUUCCAAAUUCGGAUUCCUAAUUUUCGUCUUGCUUAAACUAAGGAAAUAUUCACUUACAACUAUUGCUGGUUUGCACGUGACGUCACGGCGGCCAUGUUGGUGGUCAAGAACAAAAGCAUUUCUCUCCUCUGGGAACUAAACUCUAUUUUCAUGUAAAUUUUGCGAGGAAAUAUUCUUUUGUUUUGACCCCCAACAUGGCCGCCUUGUCACGUGGUUGCAAACCAAGAAUAGAAUCUCAAAACGACUUUUAACUUAUAUUUUCAUCCAAGAUUUUUCAUCCAAGAUGGUGGAUUUCUGAGGUGUAUGACGUCAUUCCAUAACAUUUAGCUUAAAAACGAUAAGUACUAAUUGAAAUGUACAUUGUUUAAUGUGUGAUUUUAGCCCAGAAAAUUCACAUUUCGGAAAACACAAAGAAAGCUUUGGAAGAAAUUGGCAGCUACAAUAUCGUUCUCAGAGGAAGCAUGGAGGUAAAGGUAAGCUGUAAUUCCUCUUUUAAUUUCUUACUAAAGACGAAUUAAGGUCGCCGGACAUUUUGGUAUAACAGUUCAAUCGACUGGGACGUGAAACAAGCGUUUUUAUAAUGGACGUUACCACACGAUAAUCAUUUUCUGAACUGGGAUAAAGUCAUUAAAUAUAACUCUAGGGGAAUUUGCCCACAUUUGAAAAAUUUAGCAAACUGGAACACGUACUAGAAAAAAAAACGUGAAGACAUUUGAAAAACGUACGCAAAUUCACUUUAUAUGUCGCCGUCCUCAAUCUCUACUUCCCAAUCAUUCAGUCACAUUCCUCCUAAUUAUCCCCUCUCCUCAGUAGGAUAUCAUUGCAGACCGUACCAAACUACCCUUCCUUUUAAAGACAUUCCUGAGUAAAAUGUGUAUUUAUUUUUCAAAUACAGAUGAGGCUACAGUUGCCAAAGUUUCGGAAAACUCAGAAAGAACUUUCUCGAGAGGCGUGACGAUAGUGUUGUUGCGUCUUGUUUUACUGCCACACAGCAAAUAGUUCAGCAGCUAAUUCCAGGAAAGUUAAUGUUUUAAUUAUCAUCGCUUGAUAAUUUUAUUUGUUUUUUUUUAAUCAGGGCAAAGGUCCAAUGUCCACGUACUGGCUUCGGGGAUUUUUGGAUAAAGGUCCGAGCUUCUCUGUGCACCCUCCUGGGGAAAUGCCAAUAACGGCUUAUGUGCAAUUGUGA